Messenger RNA from Mangifera indica (mango), 2923 nucleotides. RefSeq lists its product as uncharacterized. The transcript has 4 exons. The coding region runs from base 392 to 2701 and encodes 769 amino acids. NCBI's taxonomy places the organism in Eukaryota, Viridiplantae, Streptophyta, Magnoliopsida, Sapindales, Anacardiaceae. The record is from RefSeq and is a predicted model, not a curated record.
CACAGUUCACUCGCUCUCUCUCUCUUUCUCUCCUUCUUCGUCCUGUAACUUCUCUCUCCAAACUUAACGUCAUAUUCUUUUUUCUCUUCUCUUGUUCAUUUCACAGCCUUUUUUCCUUCUGAAAUUGUUUAUAAUAACCCCUCAAUCUUCUUCUAUAACCCACUAAUUUUUCUUGCCAGAAGAGUUUUUCCACAGCCCAUUUGUUUUCUCUUCACGUUUUGCAAGAAUUCGGAGCUUUUAAGGAUUUCUCGUUUUUGGGUUUGUUUUGGGUGGUUGAGUUAUGGAAAGAAUGAAAAACAUUGUGUGAUUUUCGAAACAAGCUUUCUUUUUUCCUUUUAAGGAUUGAGGAUUUUGGGGUUGUUCUUUUUUUUUUUUCAGUUUUGUCUGAAGAAUGGUGGUGAAGAUGAUGAGGUGGCGACCGUGGCCGCCUCUUGUGACGAAGAAAUACGAGGUGAAACUGGUGGUACGGAGGAUGGAGGGGUGGGAUCUGGUGCGGGUGGGUGCAGAGAAGAAGGAGGAAGAAAGACUAGCAGUUGAGAUUCGUUGGAAGGGUCCUAAAGUUGCCUUGAGUACUUUGAGAAGAAGGGUCAAGAGGAACUUCACCAGAGAAGCUCAAUUGAAUCAAAACGAAGACGAAAGCCGAAACGAUGUCGUUCUGUGGGACGAAGAGUUUCAGUCUCUUUGUACUUUCUCUGCUUAUAAAGAAAACGUCUUUCAUCCUUGGGAGAUCGGUUUCACAGUCUACAAUGGCUUGAACCAGGGGCCUAAAAACAAGGUUCCCUUUGUUGCAACUGCUGUGCUGAACCUUGCCGACUUUGCAGCUAAAGCUGAAGAAAAGGAGAUUGAGUUGAACUUGCCUCUUAGACUCUCUAAUGGUGCUGCUGAGUCACGUCCCUCACUCUGUAUAUCUCUGAGCUUGCUGGAGCUGAGAACAACUCAGGAGAUCACUGACCCAGUGCUGACAGCAAUAGUGCCUGUUGCAUCACCACUUCCCCAGUCAGAAGAAAACACUGCAACUGAGAAGGAUGAGCUUUCUGCAAUUAAAGCUGGUUUAAGAAAAGUUAAGAUUUUUACUGAGUAUGUGUCUACAAGGAGAGCAAAAAAGGCCUGUCGGGAGGAAGAGGGUAGUGAGGGCAGGUUCUCUGUUCAGAGCGAAGAUGUUGAAUAUAACUACCCUUUUGAUUCUGACUCACUUGAAGAUUUUGAGGAAGGCGAAUCAGAUGAGGGCAAGGAGGAAAACAGUGUUAGGAAGUCGUUUAGUUAUGGCACACUGGCUUAUGCAAAUUGUGCUGGAGGAUCAUAUUACUCCAGUAUGAGGAUAAAUGGUGAAGAUGAGGACUGGGUUUAUUAUAGCAAUCGCAAGUCCGAUGUGGGUUGCUUGUAUCCCGAAGAGCCAAUAGCAUCAGUCUCUGAGCCAUCUCUGUUGCAAAGUUCUAAGCGCAGCCUACUGUCUUGGAGGAAAAGAAAGCUAAGCUUCAGAUCUCCCAAAGCCAAAGGGGAGCCCUUGUUAAAGAAGGGGAAUGGAGAAGAAGGUGGGGAUGACAUUGAUUUUGAUCGUCGCCAGCUUAGCUCUGAUGAAUCUCUUUCUCAUGGGAUGCUUAAAACGGAUGAUGAUUUAUCUGUAAAUCGAUCUUCAGUUUCUGAAUUUGGGGAUGACAAUUUUGCGGUAGGAAGUUGGGACCACAAAGAAGUAAUAAGCCGUGAUGGUCAAUUAAAGCUUCAAAGUGAGAUCUUCUUUGCUUCCAUUGACCAGCGGAGUGAGCGAGCAGCUGGUGAGAGUGCUUGUACAGCCCUUGUUGCUGUAAUAGCUGAUUGGUUCCAGAACAACCAUGGUCUUAUGCCUAUCAAGUCCCAAUUUGAUAGUCUAAUCAGAGAUGGUUCAUUGGAGUGGAGGAACCUUUGUGAGAAUGAAAACUAUAGGGAGAGGUUUCCUGACAAGCACUUUGAUCUUGAAACAGUCCUCCAGGCGAAAAUACGCCCUCUUGGUGUAAUAUCAGGAAAGUCAUUCAUUGGGUUUUUUCAUCCAGAGGGAAUGGACGAGGGAAGAUUUGACUUUUUGCAUGGUGCCAUGUCAUUUGACAACAUUUGGGAUGAGAUUAGCCGUGCAGGAUCAGAAAGUUCAAGCAACAGUGAACCUCAGGUUUAUAUUGUUAGCUGGAAUGAUCACUUUUUUGUACUCAAGAUUGAAUCAGAAGCUUACUACAUAAUUGAUAGCUUAGGGGAGAGGCUUUAUGAGGGAUGCAAUCAGGCUUACAUUUUGAAAUUUGACCGCAAUAGUGUGAUUUACAAACUACCAAAUGUUGCUCAAUCAACUGAUGAAAAACCAGCUGGUGAUAAGCAGAUUGUUGCAUCAACAUCAGAGCCAAAAAACCAGCCGGUUCAGCCAGUCAAUGUAAAGGAGGAGGGUUCUGUUUCUGGUGAACUGCUAACCAAGAAUGGGGAAACAGUAGAGGAGGUCGUGUGCCAUGGUAAGGAGGCUUGCAAGGAGUACAUAAAGAGCUUCUUGGCUGCAAUUCCAAUACGGGAAUUGCAGGCAGAUAUCAAGAAAGGUCUAAUGGCAUCAACACCUCUUCAUCACCGGCUUCAGAUUGAAUUCCACUACACCCAUUUACUGCAAUCCCCACCAGUAACUCCUGCAUCAGAACAGAUCAGAGCUUCAGCAGAAUCAGUUGGAGUUCCAGUAACAGUCACGGCUGACUAGAGACUCAAUGUAAAUUGUAGGAAGUGUGAUUAGUCUGACUUCUUUCUUUCUUUUAUUUCCAUUUAUUUACCUGGUAUCUUAUUAUGUGAAUGGGGUUUAACAAAGAAGAACCUGUUUGAGCGUUUGCUUUUUCUUUUUUAUCUUUUAACCAUAGGGAUAUUAUCUUAUGAUGUGAAUGUGUUAACAGAGAGUAAAAGAGGGUUGUUUUUAUUUUCUCUGAAA